GGGGUGUUUGGGAGGAGGAAGGGGGAGAGGAAUUGGGAAUGGAUGAGGGUUGAGUGAAGGGGAUGGACUUAUUGACCUGAAUUCUGGGGUUUCUUUCUUUCUUUUGGUGUUGUCUGACUGGCUAAAUUUAGUAGCCAGCUGGGAUGACUUAGUGACAGCCAAAAUGUAUUUGUAGGUUUGAUUUGUGUUGGGUAAGCAGUCAGUCUAUAAUGCAGCAAGCUGGAUUAAAUGCGAGUUGGGGAGGGAAAAGGAACAAUGAAACUGGGUUCUUUGGGUGGAUGGGUAGGGAAGGGUACAGCAAGACGAGAAGCAGCCAAGCAGUUGAGGAGGAAUGUGAACGGAGAAUGGGGAAGCUGUCAAACGGAGGCAGAGUCCUUUGGACAGAACUAUCCAGAGGAGGCAGAUGGAACUCUGGACUGCAUCAGCAUGGCCCUCACCUGCACCUUUAACAGGUGGGGUACGCUGCUGGCUGUUGGUUGUAAUGAUGGACGCAUCGUCAUUUGGGACUUCCUGACAAGAGGAAUCGCCAAGAUCAUCAGUGCGCACAUACAUCCAGUUUGCUCACUAUGUUGGAGCCGAGAUGGGCAUAAGUUAGUCAGUGCUUCCACUGAUAACAUAGUGUCCCUUUGGGAUGUCCUGUCUGGAGACUGUGACCAAAGGUUCCGCUUUCCUUCACCCGUUCUCAAAGUUCAGUUCCACCCUCGAGAUCAGAACAGAGUCCUUGUCUGUCCAAUGAAGUGUGCGCCAGUGUUGCUAACUCUCUCUGAUUCUAAGCAUGUAGUUCUACCUGUAGACGACGAUUCAGAUCUUAAUGUUGUGGCAUCUUUUGACCGACGAGGAGAAUAUAUUUACACAGGGAAUGCCAAGGGAAAAAUUCUGGUGUUAAAGACUGAUACACAAGAGCUAGUGGCUUCGUUCCGAGUCACAACAGGCACCAGCAAUACCACUGCUAUAAAGUCCAUCGAAUUUGCAAGGAAAGGCAGCUGUUUCCUAAUCAACACGGCAGACAGAAUCAUUCGAGUGUACGAUGGCCGGGAAAUUCUGACCUGUGGACGGGAUGGUGAGCCUGAACCCAUGCAGAAGCUGCAGGACCUGGUGAACAGAACACCUUGGAAAAAGUGCUGUUUCUCUGGUGAUGGGGAGUACAUCUGUGCUGGAUCAGCACGGCAGCAUGCCCUCUACAUCUGGGAGAAGAGCAUUGGAAACCUGGUUAAGAUUCUGCACGGCACACGGGGAGAGCUACUGCUGGAUGUAGCGUGGCAUCCUGUGCGACCGAUCAUAGCUUCAAUAUCCAGUGGGGUUGUAUCCAUUUGGGCUCAGAAUCAAGUUGAAAACUGGAGUGCUUUUGCUCCAGACUUCAAAGAGUUAGAUGAGAAUGUUGAAUAUGAAGAGAGAGAAUCAGAGUUUGAUAUUGAAGAUGAAGAUAAGAGUGAACCAGAACAGACUGGCGGAGAUGCAGCAGAGGAUGAAGAAGUUGACGUGACGUCCGUGGAUCCUAUUGCUGCAUUUUGUAGCAGUGAUGAAGAAUUUGAAGAUUGCAAAGCCUUGCUUUACCUUCCAAUAUCACCAGAAGUGGAAGACCCUGAAGAGAAUCCUUAUGGACCUCCACCUGAGCCUGUGCAAAACCCUGGAACUGAUGAGCUGAACAACCCAGAGAAAAAAAGGCAGGCAUCAACUGAUGGAUCACAACCACUCAAGAAGAAACCUAAGAUGACUAAUAUUGAACUGCAAGGAGUACCAUCGGAUGAAGUUCACCCAUUGCUGGGUGUGAAGGGUGAUGGCAAGUCGAAGAAAAAACAAGCGGGCAGACCAAAAGGAACGAAAGGUAAAGAGAAAGAUUUCAUUAAGUCGAAAGCCUUCAAAGGGGACAGAGGUCAACCUUUGGAAGGAGCAGUGAAGGGCAAGGAGCUGGCGGAAGUGGCCGAGCCACCCGCAGGAGGAGCCGUCAUUUCCGACCUGCUGUGAAGCUAGGAAAAGAUGCUUCUUCAUCCCUGCUGCCUUCGUACUUUAGUAGGUGUGAUGCAGUAUCCAGAAAGAGGGUGACUAUUGGUCAGUGUGCACACCAAAGCCCAAAGUGACCUUCACAGAUCAGGAGAGGAUUUCCCUUCCAUCCUCCUGAAGAACCGUGGGCCUUGGAAAGUCGAUCAACUGGACAUCUUGAGCAGUUCACUGGGAAUGCCAAGCUUCUGUCUUCAAACGUCAUCAAAUAGUGUUGCAUUUCACAUUCUACCAUAACAGAAGGCACUUACAUCAGAGAUGUGUACAAGGUUCAGCAAGUGCAUCAUUUUUUGGGUUGGGGGGAAGUUUCUUUACCCUUGUGCAUUUGAAGAGUUUUCUAUGAGUAAUUCUUUUAGAUUCUAGAAGAUUAUUUGCUUGAACACUGACCAAUCUGGUGCACGGUUUAGACCUAUACAGUCUGAUGAAUAUUUUUUUCUCUGUCUCUCUUUUUAAAAAAAAAUUAAUCUGUAGUAACUUCUGGAUGCCUUGCUGUUUGUAUUUCUAAUCUUUUGUUCUGUUGACCAGCUGGUGAUGAAAGGCUAAAUGUGAUAAAUUUUGUUCUUUGUCUUCUGGCUGGGUUGACAAUACUGUUUCAGACUGCUGACUGACACCUCAUUGAACUGGAGUGGAGGUGAAUAUUGUCAUUUCAGAGUUCAUGAUGCCUCCAUGUUCUUUGGAAGCCUAAAUCAUCCAAGUAGCAGGCGUGUGGUGUGUCUGCCGCUUGCACCAGGUUUGGUCCUACCCAAAACACAGGCAGACUGAAUCUAACCAGACACUUUCAAAAUGCCACCUAUUCCUCUCUGGGGAUCCCUGGAACCUGUUUUUAAAAAAUUUUCUGCGUAACUCUGGCAGGAGACUAGCUGAUUUACAAGUAGUGAAGAUUAAACUUGUUCUUCUACUUCUAAUAUAUGUAAGAGUAAUUGUCCAGUAGACACAAGGUAGUGAGAUACUCCAGCCUCCCAGAAUGCAUGUGUUUCUCUCGCCAUUGGGAUCCCAGAAAAUUGAAAGUUGACACCCUCACCUCGGGAGGGAGAAGAGGCCUUAACCUCUCAUAAUGUGUACUAUUUUUCAACAUGGUGUAGUGAACAGUGAAAGCUCAACAGAAACAGAUACAAAUAAUCUGAAUAAAAUAGGCUAGCCUGUUAAAGCUGUGAUUUAGUUUUAAUUUCAUGUCCAAGAAGAAAAGUUUGAUUCUUCAAAUUCAUUCUCCUGGAUUAGACCCUACACUUUAUCAGUUGUUCAGCCUUGCAACUGCAGGAAUGGUUAACUGAUGAUUGUUGCUUAUGGUUGAACAAUCCUAUGACACAUAUAUAUCUAAAAUUAAAAAUUGGGCCAACUUCUCAGAGUCACGUGUCACAGCAAAUGAAUAGCCUGCAAGUGUUUACAUGCGUAAUAUUCCUCUUUUGCCCCACUCCAUUCACAAAAAAUGUAUAGAUCCUGUGCAUGCAACAUCUCUAAAUAAUUCCUUUUUACCCCGCUCACGUUUCCUGCUCUUGGCCACACUAGUAUGUUAUUUAAACAUUGUUUAUUUUUGAGUCUGAGCCUGAUCUUAUCUGUUCAUUAUAAAUCAUGUGCGUAGAUGACGGUGCCAAAUACAGUGUGCCCCAGAUUGCAUCUUUGGAAUCCCUUGGUAUAAAAACCUGCGUGAAAGUAUUAUUUUUUUUCCCCCCAGGUUUUCAGUAUCUGCAUUCUCCAGUUGUCCACAACACUGCAGCCAAGAAUUGAACUGUGACUCUGAUUCCCUCUCUUUAAUAGCUUAACUCUUAUGAUGCCAUUUCAAUAAUUUCCAUCUUCCACUCCUCUGAGUGAUCGCUUGUGGUAAAAGGUGUUCCAUUUCUGGUGCCCUUAUCUGUCAUGAAUACUGUGGACCAGAGAGAGAAAAGAAAUAAAAUUUAACAAAUAAAAAAAAUGAAUUUAAAUGCACAUCCUUUCUGAACACAUGCUGGUGUUUCUGCUCAAAACAAGUCUCCAUUCAAUGUUACAUUCACACCAGUCUGUUUCUUCAUAUCCUGUCUUAAUUUAUCACAAUCCUUACCUUUGCAAGCAUGUUUAUCUUCACUUUAAUGAUAGCUGAAGGUUUGGCCAGAAGAAUAGUCUUGGAUUGAGACUAUUCAGUUUUCCUCCCACAUGGCGGUUUGCAUGUUAUUUCAAUACUGCAGUCCAGUUAUAUGCUUUGUAACUAUUACUUCUUUUACAAAACAAAGAUGAACUUGAACAUUCCUACUGAAUUGACCUAAAAGAUUGGGGAUUUUUGUUAAUCAGUUAGGUGGUGGUGUAGGAAAAGAAUAAAUCUGUACACUCUUAUUUGGACCAAAAUCUGGAAUAGUGGGUGUCUUAGGUGUAAGCUCUGUUCUGUUGUGAUCUUUUUGAUUAGUUCUUCAGAGAAUGAGCGGCAGUUCUAAAUUUGUCCACUGACACCAUCAGUUCAUAGCUGGACUGCUUCACUUCUAUGUGCCGUAUCCCUAUGCUGCAGUGAGCUCUCUCUGCGCUAGUUAGAAAUGGCUUCUUCAUUUAAACCUUGUAGUCACGGGUUUUAUUCAAAGCAGUUGUUGUUGUACCACCUCUUCCAUUUGGUUCGGAUUAUUUUAUAAUUAUCCUUUUUAGUGUUGAUAGAAUAAUGCCUGCUCAGACCUCUGCUGCAUUCAAAUUGAACAGGCUGAUAACGAUUUUUGCAUGGAGGAAUUGAGUGACUUCGGGCAAUGUGAUAUUUUGGUAACCAAUACCACUGUACAGAACACGUUGAAGAAUAGUUUCAGCAAAUGUGCAUACUUUUUUUUAUUCCUGUAAAUAAUAAACAGUAAUCUGAUUUAAAAUGUGUUGGGUCUGUUUUAAACACAUUUGUAAAAAAAAUGUAUCGGCAGGAAAUUGCGAUGACAUAAAAAAGUUUCCUGCAUUCCUUAAAAUCCUGGCUAAUCUUUACCUCUGUAUGUAUCAUUAAACUCCACAUCUACUGUCAAAUGAAAAGGGGGUUUGACUCUGAUCUCUGGUGCUGUCUGUAUAGAGUUUCCACCAUGUACCUGGGUUAAGUGGGUUCCCUUUGUUCCUUGUUUGCUUCCGCAUCCCAAAGAUGUACAGGGUCAUUAGAUAAAUGAGUGGCUGUAAAUUGUGUAGUAUUUUACAGGUGAGUGGUAGAAUCUGAAGGAAGUUGGUGGUGAUGUGAGGAGAAUAGAGUUCACUGGAACUGGAUUCCUGCAAAACACCGUUGUGCCUGAUGGUCAAUGCAGACUCAGUGGGCUGGAGGGUUUUCUCUGUUUGAUUCUGGCCUCUCCUUCUUCAGUCUAAGGGAAGUAUGGAUCUGGUCUGCUUUCUCUUCUUAUAUUAGAGUCCUCUCAUCUCAGGAAUCAGCCUACUGAAUCUCUCUCUCUCACAGUAUUCCAUAUGUGGUCUCACCAGGGUCCUAUAUAAUUAGUGUAGGAUCUACUCUU
Molecule: messenger RNA, 5423 nt
Organism: Hypanus sabinus (Atlantic stingray)
Lineage: Eukaryota; Metazoa; Chordata; Chondrichthyes; Myliobatiformes; Dasyatidae
Gene: rbbp5
Product: retinoblastoma binding protein 5
Exons: 15
Coding region: 229-1965 (578 amino acids)
Cellular component (GO): Set1C/COMPASS complex
Molecular function (GO): protein binding
Source: RefSeq, a predicted model, not a curated record